AUGACAGAUACAAACAAUAAUACGUCUAACGGUGAUUUAUCAUCCCUCAGCGAAAAUGAGGGUAUGAUGUACAAAGUGAAGAAUGUCGUUACGAAAUUUUUUCACCCAUCAUUUUUAUUUUCCAGUGCAAGUGAGAAAAGAAAACGGACACCAUCGACGGAAGAUGUACAAGAUGAUAAAAGAGAAGAGGAGAAUCAGGAUAAGAGACGGCCAUAUAGUGUUAGUGGUAACGAUGAGACCGAUAAUCGACAAACAUCAGCUAAUCCAAAAUCCAGUUUAUCACGAUCCAAAAUUAGAACAACUACGAGCUUUCAGCCUAAUACAGUUCGUUUUGCAGAUGAGCAAUUACAACUGACAGAUGACGAAGAUUCAAACGAUGGUAAUCGAUUGCAUACAAAAGAAUUAAAACAACUUUAUCAUCCACAAACAAAACGCCGUCGUAUAAUAACAAACGGAAAUAUGUUAACAUCAACAACAUCAAAUUCUUCAAAAAUACCUGAAAUUACUAUUUCUCAAGCAUCGUCCAUCUUUCUUGAUAAUGGUAACAAAACCAUGGUUUCAAAAGAAAGAAAAUAUCAAACGUUAACGACUGCAGCACUUACAUCACAAAGACAAAUCAACAGUCCGAUUUAUGAUCAUUCCACAUUAUUUUCGGCUGUCAAUAAUCAUGCAUUGUCACCAAUAGGAUCGCCAGUGAAAACGUCCACUUCAGAUUCAUACGCCAGUCGAAACAAUCAGACAUUGGCAUGCAAUGCAGUUAGUCGUGGUUUCGACAAUCAUCUGUUGUCACCAAACGCAAAGUUGUUUAAUACAAGUUACUCGUCUAUCAAUUCACGACGUCUGCCAUAUAUUGAACGUCUUCGUCGUCGAGCUUUAGAAGACUGUGUACGAUUAAACAGAACACUUCUCGAUCCACCAUUAUCAACACCUAUCGUCGAUCAAGAUUUACAUAUAACACCAAAAAUUGAAAAAGAAGCUGGAGUACCACGUGGAGUACAAACUGAAAACUCAACUAGUGAUUUCAAUGGCACAUCAUCAAAACAUCGAGCAUUUCCACCGGUUUCUAUAAGAAACGAGAUUACAUCAAUACCAACAGGAAAAAACAUUACCAGUCAAGCGCAAGUAUCGCAGCCUCAAUUCCCAUCUUUAUCAACUAAUAGUACAAUUACAAUCGAACCCAAAAUACAGUCCAACAAUGCGAAGGUUAUGGGCGAUUUCACGCCAUUCUCAUGGCCAAAAUUUAUUCAUGCACAAGAAGAAUUCGCCAGACAAAAUUCAAAAUUAUGUCAGAGUGAGAUAGAACCCAUUCAAUUUGUUCAAAGUAAAACAACUGUUCACGAACCACAAACUCUACCUGAUACAACUAAAAAGCUGCAGCCCAAUGGAUCAACAAAAGUACAAUCAUCAACAUCAGUACCUACAUCAGCCCGGAUCUCUUCGUUUAAGAUGCCUGUUCCUCAUGAGGUAGGAUGGAAAUGUCCAUCUUGUUCCAUGGAACAUUCAACGCAAACAGCGUCAUGCUCAUUUUGUCAUGCUAUCAAUCCAAAAUAUAAACGGUUAAGUGUGAAGAGCAACGACAAGCCAUCAGUAUCUGUCUCAUCAUCUAUGCUCCAAACUCAACCUGACACAAUAUCAGCUCAAUUGGAUACUAGACAGAGUGAAGCAAACAUAGUACAAACAUCCUCAGCCACAUCUCAACCAAUAGACUCCUCUCCGAAAACAGCUAUCGAAACAUCAAAUACAGCACAAAGUCAAUCAAAUGCAGUUACCUCUUCACUCUCGACUACUUUUUCGGUUCCCAUAUCAGCGACGAAAUUACCAAACAGCGUAACAAGUUCAUCAACAGCAUCUGUCUCAACAGGAACGUUUGCACAACCAAUAUCAUCGGGUGUAACUCCACCAAGUUUGUCCGAAAAACUAUUACAAUUCGGUUCAUCUUCAAAUUUCAAUUUCAACACCAAUCCAUCAAUAAACCUACCUGUGACAACAACAUCGCAGUUAUUUCAACCAAGUAUUAUCAAUUCGUCAGCUACAACUACAGUUCCAUCAACAUCAACUGGAUUUCAUAUUAGUGGUGGUAUAGCUCUACCCACAACAACACAGUCCGUUCCGCCAAAUAUAUCUACCGCAUCAACCACACAGUCUGGAUCGAUCAGCACAUCGCUUACGCAAAGCACAAAUAGUGUUCUCCCUGUCUCAACAACGAUUGUUAGCAGUGUACCAAGUACUACUACAACACAAAAUCCAUCUGCGCAAAUUACUACAGCAACAACAACAACAACAUUUGGUCAGGGAUUUAGCCUUAGUCCAUUUAGUUCAUUUCCAUCGUCAUUAUCGAGCGGUUUUCCAGUCCAAACAGCAAAACCAUCAACAACCAGCACAGUUGCAAAUAUAUCUUCUACAACAACUCCUUUUCUCUUUGGUUCUUCAGCAUCAUCAUUUGUGUCCCCUUUCAGCGGGUUUACUAAUCCUUCUGCAAGUUUUCCAACAACAACUUCACAGGCAAAUGUUUUAACAACAACAACGAUACAGUCUCAACCAUUUCAAUCGAUUGCUUCAACAUCUCUUUCUCCACCAAACACCGUCGUUUCACUUUCUUCAACAACAAUAGCUCAAACACCAGCAUCGUCGACUAGUACUUUUAGUACGUUUGGUGGAAUCGGUUCUGGUACUUUUUCGACUUUUUCGACAACCAUACCAUCAACAAAAACAUCAACAUCAGAUAUUCUAUCAACUACAGCUACAACAGCAGCACCAUUUCUGUUUGGGUCAACGGCAACAUCACAAUCCUCUGAGAAAGAGUCAUUUCCAUUUGGAUCAUCACCAUCAUUGUUUGGAUUUCCGGCAACUUCUUCGCAGACUACAACAUUACAACCAUUUCAACCGAAUAUUUCCAGUUCAUCAACCACUACUACAACAGCUGCUCCAAUACCUGGUUUUGCGUUUAACCCAUCUACUAAUAGCAACAGUAGCAAUGGUACCCAGUCGUCACUAGCCACCUCAACAGCGUUUGGUAUCCCCACUACAUUAAAUUUCAAUUUCGGAGGAACUGCACCUAGUCAGCCAAAUGGAAGCCCAUUCCACUUUGGCGGUCAAGUACCAUUUUCGACUUCGGUAUCGGCGUCGGUAGUAAAUCCGGGUGCUCAGGCAUCUUCUGAAGGUCCAAAUCCGUUUAGUGCCACGGAUCAUUCUACUUUUCUACUCCUUUACAUUCGAAAUCUAUUAUCAAAGAGAAUGGUUAAAGUUCGUAAGAAUAAACCAAAACCAGAAGGAUGGGAAUUAAUUGAACCAACUUUAGAUGAAUUAGAUGCAAAAAUGCGAGAAGCAGAAAUAGCACCACACGAAGGAAAACGCAAAGUGGAAACAUUAUGGCCAAUAUUCAAAAUACAUCAUCAAAAAUCACGUUUUCUGUUCGAUUUAUAUUUUAAACGUAAAGCAAUUAGCAAAGAAUUAUACGAUUAUUGUAUCAAAGAAUCAAUUGCUGAUAAAUCUUUAAUUGCACAAUGGAAAAAACAAGGUUACGAAAAUUUAUGUUGCCUACGUUGUAUACAACCACGUGAUACAAAUUUUGGUAAAAAGUGUGUUUGCCGUGUGCCAAAAGAAAAACUAGAAGAAGGAAAAGUUGUAGAAUGUGUUCAUUGUGGAUGUCGUGGAUGUUCAGUUCAUUCUCUUCUUACUCGGCAUGUUAUUUUUGGUGGUCAUGAUGAUGAUGUUGGAAAGUCAUUUGUAGCAGAAGUAACAUAUCUGUCAAAUAUGGCACCGAUACAUUAUUCAACGCCACGUCCAGUUGUUUUCUCUGGACCAAGCGGUUCUGGUAAGAGUACAUUAAUUACAAAACUAUUCAAAGAAUAUCCAACAGCGUUUGCUUAUAGCAUUUCACAUACAACACGUUCUUCCAGACCUGGUGAACAAAAUGGGAUAGAAUAUCAUUUUGUAACAAGAAAUGAUAUGGAAAGAAUGUUAAUAAAUGAUGAAUUUUUAGAAUCAACCGAAUUUUCUGGUAAUCUCUAUGGAACAAGCAAAAAAUCUGUUGAAGAUGUGGCUAAAACAGGAAAAAUAUGUAUACUGGAUGUUGAUAAACAAGGUGUUAAAAAUAUAAAGAAAACCGAUCUAAAUCCAACGUAUAUUUAUAUUAGUCCACCAAGUUAUGAAGUUCUUGAGAAAAGAUUGCGCGGUCGUCAGACAGAAAAUGAGAGUGCCAUUGUGAAACGUUUACAAGAAGCAAAAGAAGCAAUGGAAUUUAGUAAAGAAUCGGGCGUUUAUCAUCAUAUUGUUGUUAAUGAUAAUCUUGACGUGGCUUAUAAUUUUCUAAAAGAUCUUUUAAUAAAAGAAAUCGAUGAAGUUGUCAAACAUCAAAAUGCUGCCCAUUAA
Molecule: messenger RNA, 4371 nt
Organism: Didymodactylos carnosus
Lineage: Eukaryota; Metazoa; Rotifera; Eurotatoria; Philodinida; Philodinidae
Source: the annotation of a GenBank genome assembly